UUGGAACCGAUUGGCUGGAGUAGAACAGCGCGAAAAAUACAAAAACUAUAAUUGCCGGCAAAAUGCGCCAGAACAGUCAUUCAUUCAAUACAGUUCCAGUAGUUAGUAGCUAGUGUCUAUUUAGCGGUACCAAUAUUACUUCGUAUUUUAAGUUUCUUACUUUUUAUCUGCACUUUAUCUUUAUACAGCUAUCAAGCUACCAAGUGGGCGAGUCACUGCAUUAUCCAUCAUCAUUAUUUUAAACUACGAGUGAGAAAACAAAGAUGCUGUCUUCAAACCCUGCAAACCCGACACCACUCUCACCAAAAAAAGAAAACCAACGUAUCAACGACGAAAACACCCCACCUUCGUUCAGCAAAACGCGGAUACUGGCCUCUCAAACGGCUCGCAAGAUUUUGGCGGAUGCGAGCAACACUAACACUAAGAACCAGAAGAGUCUAUCAUCCAGUCGCACAGAGAAACUGAAACGUCUUGUCGACAUAAAGGACGAACCGUUACUUCGUGACAACCCCAGACGGUUUGUCAUCUUCCCCAUCCAAUAUCACGACAUAUGGCAAAUGUACAAGAAGGCGGAAGCUUCCUUCUGGACCGCGGAAGAGGUUGACCUGUCCAAGGACAUGCAGCAUUGGGAGGGUCUGAAGCAGGAGGAGCGCUUCUUCAUCUCCCACGUGCUGGCCUUCUUCGCUGCCAGCGACGGCAUCGUCAACGAGAACCUGGUGGAGCGCUUCAGCAAGGAGGUGCAGGUGACGGAAGCCCGCUGUUUCUACGGUUUCCAGAUCGCCAUGGAGAACAUACACUCUGAGAUGUACAGCCUGCUGAUCGACACCUACAUCAAGGACUCUGCUGAGAGGGAGUUCCUGUUCAACGCCAUCGAGACGCUGCCCUGUGUGAGGAAGAAAGCUGAUUGGGCCAUGCGCUGGAUCGGUGACAGCGAUGCCUCUUUCGGCGAGCGUGUGGUGGCGUUCGCGGCUGUGGAAGGGAUCUUUUUCUCCGGUUCGUUUGCCGCCAUCUUCUGGCUGAAGAAACGAGGCCUCAUGCCGGGCCUGACCUUCUCCAACGAGCUCAUCAGCCGAGACGAGGGCCUGCACUGUGACUUUGCCUGCCUCAUGUUCAGCCACCUGCGGCAGCGCCCGUCGGAGACGCGGGUGAAGGAGGUGAUCAUGGACGCCGUGGCCAUCGAGCAGGAGUUCCUGACCGGGGCGCUGCCCGUCAGCCUGAUCGGGAUGAACUGCACGCUCAUGAAGAGCUACAUCCAGUUUGUGGCCGACCGCCUGCUGCUGGAGCUGGGCUUCAGCAAGAUGUACAAUGUGGAGAACCCCUUCGACUUCAUGGAGAACAUCUCCCUGGAGGGGAAGACCAACUUCUUUGAGAAGCGUGUGGGGGAGUACCAGAAGAUGGGGGUCAUGUCCAAGGCUGUGGACAACACCUUCACUCUGGAAGCUGACUUCUAAAAACCUGCUCCAGAGGACCCAGUUAACUGCCCUCUAACCUCCCAUGCUUUUUAAACGCCAUUUCUCUUAAGCGCAAUGAUUUUUUACUAUGUAGAUAAAUGAAAAUAGCUUUUUGCAGGUUGUAUAGCCCCCUAGUAUUUUAAGAGGAUGUGUUUGUAAAUAUUUAGGCUGUAUGGACUGGAUUUGUAAAGAAAUUUUUAUUUGCUAUAUACCUUUCCACCAGUGCUCAGCUUGCUCAGAUAAGCACUACUAAUGUUCACAAAGGGCUUGAUGGGAGAUGUAGGCCACAAGCGAUCAGUGUUCAACCUGUCUUCCUGACUUCAACUCCCGGUCUAUCCUCUGCCAAAAGUAUCUGCUUAUAGUUCGUCUGAUCUCUUGCAGGAGCAAUCAAAUCCUUUGAUGCUGUUUAUUCUGGGGGUUUUUUAAAUAUUGCAUUAAGCAUUUAGUGUAAGAAAGUUGAUGCCAAAUGCAUUGGAAUUCAGUCUUUAAAUGUACAUAUCUUGUAAAUGUAGUUUUAAUAUUUUGUAUAGAAAAUAUUUAUAAUAAAUAACACUGAGUGCAAGUGAAAAAGGUG
This is a messenger RNA of Anguilla anguilla (European eel), 2025 nucleotides long. RefSeq names its product ribonucleoside-diphosphate reductase subunit M2-like. Bases 264 to 1451 code for a protein of 395 amino acids. Gene Ontology annotation, molecular function: ribonucleoside-diphosphate reductase activity, thioredoxin disulfide as acceptor. The transcript is spliced from 10 exons. NCBI's taxonomy places the organism in Eukaryota, Metazoa, Chordata, Actinopteri, Anguilliformes, Anguillidae. The record is from RefSeq and is a predicted model, not a curated record. Gene Ontology annotation, cellular component: cytosol. Gene Ontology annotation, biological process: deoxyribonucleotide biosynthetic process.